AUGAAGUUAUGGGACCGUGAAAAGCUGGUUCAAACGAUGGAUGAAGAGCUCUACAAUGUAGCUGUAACCCUCUUUCGGUGCCUAGCUGACAUGCUACCCGAGGGAAGCAAGAGGGCUGAGAUAAUGCCAGGUUAUCCAGGCUUACACGUGAGCAGUCGAGACGCUAAGGUUGGGCUCAAUCCGCGAACCUUCCGUUCAAUAAGUUCAGGCUGUGACCACUGA
Opisthorchis viverrini is the source of this 222-nucleotide messenger RNA. RefSeq lists its product as hypothetical. The record is from RefSeq and is a predicted model, not a curated record. The transcript has 2 exons. Bases 1 to 222 code for a protein of 73 amino acids. Lineage: Eukaryota; Metazoa; Platyhelminthes; Trematoda; Opisthorchiida; Opisthorchiidae.